CCCCCCCCCCGCCCCCCCCCCCCCCCCACCCCGCGCCCCCCCCCCCCCCCCCCCAACUCUGUGAGAAGUCCAUAGUCGAUUAGUAUCUUCAUAUAGUUUUUGUUUCUCAAAAAAUAAAACAGAAUCUGAACAUAGCUAGCAGUUCGGUGACUGUAAAAGAAUAUAUUGUCACAUUGCUAAGAUUCGUCUUUUAAGGAAACAAAACUACAUAACGAUGCUAAAUCGACUAUGCGCUACAAUCCUGAUUACCAUAGUUAUUUCCGCUUUAGCAAUAUUAGAAUAUUUACCUCUGUGCCCUCCUUUUAGGAUGAUAGAAAAAGAAAGUGCGUAGAUAAUGUUUGUGCUGUGCAAUUACUAAUUGACCCAGAAGUCUACCUUGGCAAUUUUAGCUCUUCUAAACUUCUGAAACAAAAUUUUAUUUUUUCUAAUGGUCUAGUAGGGUAUUUUUCGAUACUUCGAAAAGAAUUGUGGCCUCUUAAGUAAGCCGGCGAGGAGUUUCGCUCGAACUGUUAGACUGUCCGGUUCGUGACAACAGAUCAUUGGUUCGAGAAAAGAAUUUGAGACCGAUCCAUAUGGCUGUUUCGACAAGAUGCAAAACUUUAGUUUUCCAUUUCGAUAGCAGCUGAUUUUCUUUUUUUGUGUUUGCAAACAUCUUUAUCCAGAGAAGAUCGAUGAUUCAUUCACACAAAAAACAAUUUCUACUUUAAUCAAAGAUUUUUGUCAUUUUUCAACGAAAAAACCACAUUCAUCAAAAUAUUAGGGAACAGAAAGUGCGUUUCUGAAUGAACAAAGUUGUCAUAUACUUUCUCUUCGCUAAUACUUUGGUAAACGCCUUUUUUUUGCUUAAAAACUCAGAAACGUUUGAUUAAACUGUUAUUUUUAAGCAUCUACCGAGUUGGGGACGAGUACUACUGUAACAUUUAGAUGUCUAACCUCCUAAUCUCGCAGUUCUUUUGUUUGUAUCUUCACUCGCCUAAGGGAACUUACUAAGUCAGGUGUCUGUGUACGCCCAUAUGGUCACAACUUAGAAAUUCGGUUCAAACAUCGAAUUCUAUUGAAAACCUGUCUUGUUCUCGAAAAUAAUUUAUUCAGCAGAAGAGUCUGAAAUAGAUUCGUGAAGAUUCACUCGUGUAAGAUUCACAUCUACAGGUUAAACGAUUACCUCCAUUCACAGAAUUUCUGCAAGGAGUCAAAGGGAAUCGUCUACAACGCACAAAGAACUCGAAGAUAGAUCGGACUCUUCCGUGACACUUAUAGGAGUGAAUAUUGUAAACAAAGCUUUUAGAACAGAAGAUAUAACCCUAUGGUAUCUAUUUCGUUCAUAUAUUGUCGAUCUCUAUGGUCAACUGGAAAGCGUCCACAGGAAACAGACUUCCACGCAACCUGAACCACUGCAUUUUCCGUUAAUCUUUUUGGAAGGAGGAAGGAAAGUGAGGAGAGAAAGAAGGAAGGAUAAGAACGACUACUUACUGGCUCUACCAGCUAUUAUCUAUAUUUUCUGAAUUAUCUAUGUUUCUCUUGAUGAAUGUAGUGGUAAUACAGUGUUCACGUAAAACGUACGUAAAAGUCUAUAUUGUCUAUUGCUUUUCCAUGUUCAGAAAGAGAAACAAAAUAAAACAGAACGAAAAAGUGAUAUUAUGAACAGAAUGAAAGAAACAUGGUACUCUUUGAAGUUCAAUGAUGAAUGCGAUGAACUAUACCGUUGAAUAUAGUGAAAAUCAAAGAGGAGCUCAAAGAAACCCAUAUCUGGAAGCACCCCGACGAGAUCAAUGCAUCUUACAACGUUCCUCAUUGCGCUGAUUCCGAACAUCUAAAUUUCAAAAUUUCCGUUUCCCUAGAAAAAAAGCAUCAGAUUUUGAUAUGAUGUGACUAUAGAGACAAACGUUUUGUCUCUAUAGUCACAUCAAAUCAAAAUCAUCACUAAUGAAAUUGACGAUUCAUCACUCACAUAAUUGUAAUAAAAAAGUGUUCUAUAUAAUGAUUGUAUGAGCUCAGUUCACCAUACUCAACUACAUGAAUCUUUCUCAACCGUACAAUAUUUGUUUAAACAGUAUUUUUAAUGAAUGUAAAUGCGGAUCAGCAACACACCUUCCUCCAUUCACUCCUAUAUACGACGGACAUUGCCACUUCGACGACAUUGAAAAUACAAAUUUUCUCUCAGAAAUGAAAGCUUCUUCAAUUCGACGCUUUGUACUAGUUUCCAACAAACAUAUUCCCGAUAAUUGGUUAAAAUUAUCGGAUAUCUCAUGUAAUCAUAACGUAUUAAUCCACGAAACUUUUGGCAUUCAUCCGAAAUAUUUUUCCAAAUUUAAUUACCGCGAACAACUUCAGAAUCUUCAAAAUAUUUUGAUCAGCGGACACAGCACGUUGGAUCGUUUAUUCGUUGGUAACAGCGAGUGCGGUCUCGAUUGUACAAGUACAGACAACGAGACUUUAACGAUCAGAUGUUCGUGUUUUCCAACCAAGUUAUUUUGGCUAAUCGUUUCGGAUUGCCAUUAGUUCUACAUUGUAGAGGUGAGUUUAAUUUAUAAUUACAGCAUUUCGGAUAAUACUUCUGUUAUUCUUUUGCAGGUAGAGAGUAUUUUCCCCCCAUGCUAUCGGUUUUACAACAACACCUUCAUUCGGCGCAUCCAAUCCACUGGCAUUGUAUUAAAGCAGAUUCGGAUCUGAACACGGUUAACGAAUUUUUAAUUGAUUUUGAGAGCGGAUACAUCGGAUUAAAUGGUUCCGCGGCGCUCUAGCUAAACGUGGCUGGCAGAAGAACAAAUCUUUUUUUAUCACCCAACAUCAGCACAAACAAUUAAAAUUAGCAGAAACAAAUGGUCAUUAUAAACCAUCAGAACUGUUAUUAAAUGUAGACUUACAAUUUCAUCAUGAAGGAAAAUUACACCAAGCAACUAACAUACAGUUUGGAAUUAUUAAACAAAAAAAAGAAAAUUAUGAAACACCAACAGUACAGAGUCGUGCAAUUAUUAAUAUUUUCGUUCUGUCUGUUCGUUUUAUUCGUACAUAA
Molecule: messenger RNA, 3013 nt
Organism: Didymodactylos carnosus
Lineage: Eukaryota; Metazoa; Rotifera; Eurotatoria; Philodinida; Philodinidae
Source: the annotation of a GenBank genome assembly